Lacerta agilis (Sand lizard) is the source of this 2446-nucleotide messenger RNA. RefSeq names its product phospholipase A1 member A (gene PLA1A). The coding region runs from base 346 to 1737 and encodes 463 amino acids. Gene Ontology annotation, biological process: lipid metabolic process. The transcript is spliced from 11 exons. Gene Ontology annotation, molecular function: lipase activity; carboxylic ester hydrolase activity. The record is from RefSeq and is a predicted model, not a curated record. Lineage: Eukaryota; Metazoa; Chordata; Lepidosauria; Squamata; Lacertidae.
GCACAGCCUCUUGCCAUUGAUCUGAGGCCGCCAAUCAACAGCUUCAUUCCAUCCAUAUCUUUUGAAACAGAGUUAGUAAACAGUGCUUUGACCCUUUGCCAGAUGGUUGUAUGGCUUUGAUUCACCAGUGUUUGUCCAGCGGUCUGAACAGAGGGGUCAUUGAAAUGCAUAGAAAACAGCACUUGGAACUCCUCCUACUGAGCUGAUUCCUGGAUUCAAUUCAUUGUUGCAAAGGGGAAAGGAGCCUGCUCAGUUCCCCAAGCCACAGUGCCUGUUGACCAUUAACCAAGACCCCAAACUGAUCUGCUGGGCUUUAGUUCACACACCCAUUCAUCUACUAUAACCAUGAAGGACCCAACAAGGAAGAUGAUUACUGACCCAAGGAGAUAUCCUGUCUUAACCAUCAUGGUACGACUGCUUUUCAUCUUUGUUGGUGCAGAGUCUGGAAAUAUUACAAGAAGCCAAGCAUGCACCGAUUUCCAGUCUGCAAGCUUAUUACGCGGCAGCAGUCUCAAAGUUCAGUUUCUCCUGUUCUCCUCUUCCAACCCCAGCUGUGGACAGCUGCUCUCCACACGUGAGGACCUGCACAACUCCAGUUUCAAUGCCACCUUGGGAACCAAAAUAAUCAUCCAUGGUUUCAGGGUCCUAGGUACAAAGCCCUCCUGGAUAGAUGGGCUGAUUAAGGCCUUGCUGCAGGCUGCCCAAGCCAACGUGAUUGCUGUCGACUGGGUCCAUGGGAGCACAGCUGCCUAUUAUUCCGCAGUGGAAAAUGUUACGAAGUUGGCACUAGAAAUAGCCGGUUUUAUUCGCAAGUUGCUGGACUUGGGAGUGCCUGAGAAAUCCAUCCACCUUAUUGGGGUGAGCCUUGGAGCCCAUGCUGGGGGUUUGGUAGGCCAUUUCUUUGAAGGCAGACUGGGAAGGAUUACUGGUCUGGAUCCUGCAGGGCCCAAGUAUACCAAGGUCAGCCGUGAAGAGCGCCUAGAUCCUGGAGAUGCUGUCUUUGUGGAAGCCAUUCACACAGAUGCAGACAAUUUUGGUAUCCGGAUACCUGUUGGCCACAUUGAUUACUAUGUCAAUGGUGGCAGAGAUCAGCCUGGAUGUCCCCGUUUUAUAUCAUCUGGCUAUAACUACCUGAUCUGCGACCAUAUGAGAUCGGUACAUUUCUACAUUAGUGCCUUGACUGACCCUUGCCCCAUGAUGGCUUUCCCUUGCUCGAGUUACAAGGAUUUCUUAACUGGCCACUGCUUGGAGUGUUUUAACCCUUUCCCCCUCUCCUGUCCAACAAUAGGACUGCUAGACAAUGGAGGAAUCCACAUGGGGAAACUACCAACAGAGGUAAAGGUUUACUUGGCCACAGCUACAUCAGCACCAUACUGUGUGUACCAUAGCCUGGUAGAAUUUCGCAUGCAGACAAGGAGGACUUCGGACACCAACAUUGAGGUAGCCUUUCUCAGCAGCAACUCCUCAUUCAGCACCAGCAUUAUCAUACCCAAGCAGCAGACCUUAGGCAAAGGCCUCCUGACACACUCUGCCCCGCUGUGCCAGGUGAAAAGCAUGAUGCUGCAGUACCGUCACAAGACCUGGAGAAGGAAUAAAGAUGAGACUCCUGUUUUUGGCCAGUUCUGUACUGCUCCCCUGCCUGUUGACACCAGUAAGGAGAUGUUCUGUCUACCUCAGCUGCUGACUCUGACACGAAACAACCCACUUCUACAUGGCCUCAUCAUUGCCUGUGAUUAGCACAAUCGAGCAAAGAGAUAACAACAAGAGGUCCUAAGGGUGAAGGCAUAUAUUCUAAAAUAAAGAAUGUGAUAGAAGCCCAGUUGUUGGGGAACUAAGCGGAUGCAGAUACAGAAAUCCUCUCAGUUCACAUGUUCUCUCAGGGUUUAGGAAUGGAAUUCUUUGAAGCAAACGUGAUCUGCAUUUGUUUACAGCACAUUCUCGUCUGUAGGUUAGACAUAAUUAAUGUUGUAUUCUUUACAUGUUGCUUUGCUUGAUGUUUCGUAAUGCUGUUAUCCUGAAGCUCCCUGUGAGAGGAAGAUUUUAUUAUACCCUCCCUCUUCUACAUCACCUCAAUAUACUAGCUGACAGCAUACUGGGAGUCAGCAGACUAUGAGAGACUGGGAACAUUUCCAUUCCCAAGUCAGUCCAGGAAGAGUUUGCCCAUUUCUAGUAAAGAGUGUUACCUGUAGGGGUCGUAUUGUUUCCAAUAACAGCUGCUAAAACUCAACCACUUGUAAAACAAAUGCAGUCAUCGCUAAGGAGUGUCUGAUAUCAUGAUUUUGACUCAGGUAUUCACUGAUGUUAAUAGUCUCCUUUGAUAUUCUGUUUGUAGGUUCUGCCGCAGCUGUUAUGCUUUCCUAACAUGUCAAACCAAGUAGCACAUAAACUAUGUAUUAUGACAUCAGAUUGUUCAAAGUGGUAAGAAGGAAAAAUGAUUGCAUGCUUU